Molecule: messenger RNA, 1277 nt
Organism: Scophthalmus maximus (turbot)
Lineage: Eukaryota; Metazoa; Chordata; Actinopteri; Pleuronectiformes; Scophthalmidae
Product: dehydrogenase/reductase SDR family member 13-like
Exons: 6
Coding region: 85-1044 (319 amino acids)
Source: RefSeq, a predicted model, not a curated record
CCCGCAGGGGAGUGAGCCCCGCCCCCCCCGCAGGUAAAGGUGGAGACGCGGCUCCGCAGCAGAUCGUCGCGGCGGAGACGAAGCAUGUUCGGGGUCCUGCUGCUGCUCGGCGCCGCGGUGCUGGGAGGCUACAUGCUGCUCACACAGACCGUGUUCCGGAGCGCGAGGUGCCGAGGGAACGCGGCCAUGGGCGGGAAGACCGUCGUCAUCACAGGAGGAAACACCGGCAUCGGCAAAGCCACGGCGCUGCACCUGGCCAGGAAGGGAGCCCGGGUCGUCCUGGCCUGCCGCAACCGCACCAAGGCCGACGCCGCCAUCGCCGACAUCCAGCAGGAGACAGGAAGUAGCGACGUCGUCUACAUGCACUUGGACCUAGCCAGUUUCAAGUCCAUCCGCUGCUUCACAGAAACCUUCCUGAAAGCCGAGUCCCGACUGGAUCUGCUCAUCAACAACGCCGGUCUGGUGGCUGACGGACGGACGGAAGACGGCUUCGGCAUCGAGUUCGGCGUGAACCACCUGGGUCACUUCUUGUUGACCCGCCUCCUGCUGGAGCGGCUGAAGGAGGCGGGAGGAGGACGGGUCAUCACGCUGUCGUCCAUGGCUCAUCGCUGGGGACACAUCGACUUCGAGGCGCUAGCGGUGGACAAACACCUCGGCACUGGCGGCUACAGCUGGCAGUUCUGGCAGGCGUACUGCAACAGCAAACUGUGCAACAACCUGUUCACCCAUGAGCUCGCCAAGAGGCUGCGAGGGACCGACGUCACCUGCUACAGCGUCCACCCCGGUGUCGUCCGCACCGAGCUGUCCAGAUACGUCGGCCUGUGGCAGAAGUUAAUCAUCGAGCCCAUCGCUCGACUGCUGUUCCUGGAACCUGAGGCCGGCGCUCAGACCACGCUGCACUGCGCCCUGCAGGAGGGAAUCGAACAUCUGAGUGGAAGUUACUUUUCCUUCUGCGCCGUACAGGAAGUGUGCGCCCGGGCCCGGGAUGACGCUGUGGCCCGGAAACUGUGGGAGGUCAGCGAGAGGCUCUGUGGACUGUCAUGAGGUGGACACUCUCUUGAGGUGGACUCAACAUAAAGGACUUAGAUAGAUUAGUAAGUGUGAAGGUUCUGAGUUAAGAAAUGGUUGGGUGCUCUGGUGCUAAAGUGUGAUGAGUUUGUUAAAAAGUUAAAAAAGGCUCAAAGUGUGUGUGUGUGUGUGUGUGUGUGUGUGUGUGUGUGUGUGUGUGUGUGUGUGUGUGUGUGUGUGUGUGUGUGUGUGUGUGUGUGUGUGUGUGU